This is a messenger RNA of Ceratitis capitata (Mediterranean fruit fly), 10668 nucleotides long. RefSeq lists its product as uncharacterized. The coding region runs from base 1802 to 9877 and encodes 2691 amino acids. The record is from RefSeq and is a predicted model, not a curated record. NCBI's taxonomy places the organism in Eukaryota, Metazoa, Arthropoda, Insecta, Diptera, Tephritidae. The transcript is spliced from 8 exons. Gene Ontology annotation, biological process: cell differentiation.
ACAGGCCACACGCCAUUUUAAGUAAUUGUGACAACCCGCAAGAAAGUGUUCUAUCCUGUUUGUGACGGUAGACGGAAAAACGCUAUUAAAUAAUUAUCUAAACAACGCAAAAACGUGUGCAAGUCACAGUUUAAUAUAGAAGCUACGUUCUCAAAUAGUUUUUGUGUACAUGCAAAGUUAACGUAGCGUAUAAAAGUUGCAAUAAAAUAUUCAAUCAAGCCGAAAGAAAAAAAGUUUUUCUCAUUGGAUUCUGCUUCCUCUUCGGUCCAGUUCAAACCCUUCAUACCCACCAACGCCCCUUCUGUGUUUUUAAUACACACAUUCAUCUAUGCAUAUAGGCAUAUAAUUGCAAAGAGAAGGUGCCGCAAAGAAUAGAAGGAAAUAAAAUAAGAAGGGAAGUAGAAUUGGAGCAGGCAGCUAGUAAGAAAAUAAAAAAAAAUAAAAGUACGAAACGAAAGAGUAGACGAUUUCACUGGCAGACGCCGCGAGCAGAAAACGUUUACGAAGACAAGGCCUCAAAAAAAAAGGAAUUUUUUUACACAACACGCUUGCAUAGAGCAUCAGAGCAUCGUAGCCGCACACCAACGGAGCAUACAACAUAUAGUAUUAUAAGAAGUGCGUGCACUCGUUUAUGUGUGAGUGCGAAAGGUGCAACGAGUUUGUACGGCGGGUGUGAAUUGUGUGUAGGAGAGCAACGAACUCGCGUGCAAGCGUCGAGAGAAAGGAAUUCAUAGAAGACUGAGGAUUUAGUUAUAAACAGUGCUAAGAGAAUACACCUUUUACGCGAGGCAAACAUAAAAGGCUAACCACUAAUUGUGAGGCCAGCAGCAGCCACUUUUAUUUAACUGUCACAUACAAUAGAACUUAAACUAAUUUCAAAACGACGCGGAAGACAACAGUAGCAAAAGUUUUAGUAAGCCGAAAACAGCGGUUUGCCGUCGUAACAAGUGUAUUACCACCACUCGUUGUGAAGUAUAAAACAAAGGAAGAAAAAAAAGCCUACGGAUUAGCAAUUACAACAAUUUGCAAGCUAGUAACUAGAGGAAACCCAAACUGCUGCUCAUACACACUUACAUAUAUAUUUCUAAAAGCAAACUUUGUGUUCUCUCGAAAUAUUCUCAAGAAAUUCACUGAUACCCGGUGUGAGCUAUAUAAGAUUCUUUAAUUUGGCUCGUUUUGAAGUCAAAAGUGACCGAGCGCUGACUACACUAUCAAGUUCUAUCUAUCAACACAAAUGCAUAAGCAUAUAUCCGGCGUAAACAAAUAUAAAUAAAUAAAAAUUACAAAAAUAAAACCAAUACGAGUAUUAGAACAACUAAACGGAGUAGAAGAAAUUUGAGUAAAUAUUGUUUAUCGAACGCAUAAUUUGAAAGAAAAGAAGCUUUGAAAAAAUAAAUUGUGCUUACUGGCAAUCAUUCGAAGUCACUUUUCGUAGCAGCAAAGAGGAGGAAAAAUAAAAAGUGUAACAACAAUAGGAGAAUAGUGGAAACGUGAAAAUUUUGUGCAAAACUACGGAAAAAUAUAUAUAUAUAUAUAUACAUAAAUACGAAAGUCAUAGACUAAAACACCGGCUAAUAAGUUCAUAAAGCCGAGCACAUAGAAACAAAACAGCAAAAAUAAAGAAAGAAAAAAUUCGUUGAAAUUUUUGCACUGCUUGCGAAAAAGAGCAGAGUUUACACAACCAACAACCGUAAAAGUAAAUAAAUUCAAAUCGCUGCAAUUCAAGCAGGAGCAAUACUAGUAGUGGUGAAGUGAGUGCGGCGCAAGGGGGAGGUAACGCUAAUGAGGAUCUACUGGCAGCAUGAGUACACUGGGGGGAAGUAGGGGAGAGCGAAAUGCCAAGCCCAAGUUCUCAGCACUCGAUAUAAAUCGAAUGUACAUAAAUAGUCGCGGUGAACCAGCUGAACCAUCUGCACAAAAGAGUCAAGUGCCACGUAAACAUGGAAUGCAAAGUUUGGGCAAAGUGCCGUCCGCAAGGCGUCCACCAGCUAAUUUACCAUCCCUGAAAGCUGAAAUAACAAAUUCGCCUAAUACGAAUAACAAUCUAAUAACAUCUAUCGGACAAGAAGUCAAUACCACAAGCGGCGGUCAAAUAACAACACAACAUACACCUACUGGAGGCGUAGGAAAUAUCAAUCAACAACAGCAACAACAACAUCAUCAAUUGAAGAACACUAGCAACAACAGUAACAGCAAAAACAGCAGCAGCAGCAGCAGCAGCAGCAACAACAUCAAGUCCGCACUUGGUAAUAGUAAUAACGUCAACAAUAACAACAAAAAUAGCAACAACAGCAAUAGCAUUAGUAAUAGUAUCGGUGUCGGCGGUGUAAAGCUUGUUAACAAUUCGACAAGUGGCAGCAGCGGUGGCGGUCAACAGUUGCGUAAUUCUUCUAUAACGAAUCACGUCGUUCAACAACACCAACAACAACAGCAUCAGCAACGAAACUCGCCAGUAACAUGGUCGGCGGUGACAACGGGCAACGACAUGACCAGUGGCGGCGGCGGCAGUGGCAAGGGCAGUGGUGGUGGCGGGAGCGGGGGCAAAUCGUCAGUGCCGCCCCUCUAUCAGAGUCCACAGUUUCAAUACGAAUUUCCAACGUUGGAUGGCACAGUUGGCGGCGGCGGCGGUGGUGGUGGUGGUGGCAGCGGCGGCGGCGGCAAUGCAUCGAACCGAAACAAACAACAACAGCAGCAGCAACAGCAACAGCAACAGGAGCAGUAUCAUCACCAGCAGCACCAACACCAACACCAACAACACCAUCAUCAACAUUCGAACCAACAACAAGAACACCAACGUCAUUAUCAUCACCAUCAGCAACAGCAGAAUCAUCAUUACCAUCAUCAUCAGCAGCAACAACAACAACAACAGAAUCAUCAUUCACACCAACACCGCGACUACAACAACCAGCAACAACAUGGAAGCGGUGGCCGUCAUGCAAACGAUCAGCGUUACGAUGCGCACAAUUACAAAGAUGGCAACGACGGCGACGGUGGCAGCGAUUACUCUUACCAUCAGCAGCAGCAGCAACAACAACACCACCAUCGUCAUCAUUCGCAUCCCGAUCAACAACAGCAACAACGCGAAGUAAACGAAGUAAGCCUGCGUCCACAAACCGAUGCUGCCGCCUGGUUGCAACAGCAAGAAAAACCCGGCAAGGGCACAACGGACGGACAGUCCAACCAACAGGGCCAGGGCCACCAGUCCCAAAAUUCAAAUGCAGCAGUACCGUUGCCCAUACUGCAGCUAAUGCCAUCGUUUAUGCAACGCGGCGCACCAUUGCCAGCAACUGGCAGCGGUGCCAGUGUCGGUGGCAGCAACGGGCCACGCUCUCAAACACCAACAAACUAUCAGAACGGCAUUGGAGGCGGUAAGGACACCGGUGGCGGCGGCGGCGGCGGCAGUAGUGGUGUUGGCUCGCGUCCACAGCAGCGCUCAGGAAGUGGCAAUGGUGGCGGUGGCGGCACUCAGGACUAUCGUUCCGGCUCGCCAGCUAUUAGCAAUUUCCGCACUGCGGCUGCUAUACCCAAGAGACCACCACAAAUGACUACACCACCGCUAGGUGGCACACAAACACCGAACGGUGGUGCCGGUCGCAAGGAUAAGGAAUUUAUUAUUGAACCCGAAGUGGUGCAGAUGCAACGACCCAUUAUACGAGAGGAAGAUCUGGAGCGUUUAAAUGCUAUAGCUAACGACGACAGUUGGACGAAGCAAGAUGACAUUGACUACACUAAAAAGCUGACAUUCUCAGAUGAUGAAUCGCCUGAAGAGCAUAUACCAACACAGGACCGAGAUCGACCAGUAUUCAAUAAAUCGGGCGGCAGUGGCAGCAUUAGCGGUGGUUCUCACGAUCAACGCAAGAGCUCCAACGCUAGCAGUUUGAAUAACAGCUGGCAACGCAGCGGCAGCGUGAAGGAGCAACGUGAGAGCGUCGAACGCGAUAAAUCAGCCGAACGCGAGGAUACUCGUCAGCAGAAUGGUCAUCGUACUAUUGCCGCUGGCAGUAUUGCCCUCGAUGCAGCCGUUUAUGAACGUGUGAAGCAGCGCAAAGAAGAAGAGGAACGGCGCGAGAAGGAACGUCGUGAGGCAGCCGCACGUAAACUACAAGAACUCGAAAUGAAGAUCUACAAUAAAAAGGCGGCGAGCGCAGCAGCGGCCGGUAACAAUGCAGUAAUACCAUCCGGUGGCGGUGAUGCUGUGGAACUUACCACUCCUCCACCCUCAGUUGGUGCUGCGAGUGAUGAAGAAGUGAAUAUUCGACGUAGCGGCGUUAACAGGGACUUCGACCGCGGCAACACACGCUUGGGUGGGGGAAGCUAUGAGGUACGUGACGUGCGCGGUGGAGGCGACUAUUUGCGUGGUGAACGUGGUGACCGCACACUAGGCGGCGGCGUUGGACCGCAAGCCAUUGGUGCUGGCGGCAAACCAAUAUUCUCUGCACAAUUCCAAUCGAACUUGCCGCCACGUUUCCAGAAGCAGCAGCAGAUGCAAGCGCAGUUAGGACCCAUAAGUGGCAGCGGCGGUGGAUUAAGUGGUAGUGGUAAAGCGCCCGGUUCGUUGGGAGGGCCCUUGGAGAAGUCGGCAUCCUCAGGCUCUGCUUAUGACGUUGGCGGAGGUGGACGUUAUAUACAGAAGAGCGGAGCCGGCGUUGGAGGACCGAUGCAACGAGGCGGUCGUGGUGAUUAUCGUGACAAUUAUACGCGCGGCGGCGGCUAUGGGCGUAUACGAAAUGACAGUGAACGUGAUGAUGAACCGCGCUAUCAUGGUGGGCGCGGUGGACGUGGUGUCGGUGACGAUUACAUGCGUGGUAAUGGCUUAUCGCAGAACCAAUUAUCACGUAGCAUCUCAGAUACUUCGCAACGCAAGACUAGCGUUUCAUCCAACGAUGAUUCGUGCAAAUAUGGCGGAGGCAAUAGUUUGAAUGAUUCCAAGGAGUUUGGUAGUAACGCACUUGUGUCAUCUUGGGCUGAGGAGACGGAUGCCGAGAUGAAGCGCCAACGUGAGGAGAGCUUCUCUUCGGCGCACAGUCAGGAGUCACUACCCAUUAAGAUACUACAACGUCCGCACACUCAGAAGAGUGUAUCUGAAGAGGAGACUUCGCCCCAACAGCAGCAGCAACAACAAUUACAAUCUCAACAACAACAACAGUAUCAACAGUCUCAACAACACCAGCAACUGCCACUUCGCCGCAGCGAAAGUGAGCAAACAUCGCAUUUCGCGCCAACACAAAUUCUACGUCGUUCCGAGUCGUCAAGCGAUGAAAAGCCGAAGCCAACGCAACAAUCAAGUAAUGCCGAUCAGAUCGCAUCUAGUAAAAUUUCUGAGGAGAAGAGUGCUUCAAGCGUUAAGCCAAUGACGGACGCCGAACUUCAGCAUAAGAAACAUAAAGAAAGUGAAAGCAGCAACUCAGCAGCUCCAGUCAUUACGGGGGUACGAAAGGAUUCCGUCUCAACCGAUGACAGCAAGCAGCUGACGGAAGAAAGCCGAUCGACAGCAGCAACAGCAACAGGAAGUCUGCCACAACGCGAGCAGAAAAGACCCAGUUCCCGCGGUGGUAGUAGCGGUGGUGGUGCAGGUCGUGAUCGUGUCGGUGAUCGUGAUCGUGAUCGUGACAGAGAUCGAGAGCGCGGCUCACAUUCACGCGGUUUCCCCAGCUCUCGCGGUGUACGUGACUGGAAUCCACGCGGUAUGCGCGGUGGACGCUAUUAUGGCUCCAACGAACCAAGACUGCCCAGUGAAUCGGAACACUCAGAGGAUGUUGACGAAGAAGCGUAUGGCGGACGUCGUGGCGAUCGUCAAAGUUCGAAAGGGCCACGUAAGGACCAUGUUGGUGGCGGCGGUGGUCAUCGCAGUAGUGGAGAGGAACGUAGCUCGAAGGAAGGUUUCGCUCCACGUGGUGAACCGUCACGGCGCGGACGAGGGGGUGGCGCAAAUAUAGGUGAUCGCGGUGAUCGUGGAGACCGCGGAGAUCGCGGAGAUCGUGGAUCCUCGUCGUCGUAUCGACGCAAUGACGGUGGGGGUGGUGGUGGACGAGGUCAGGGACGCCAUUAUGGUCGACAACCCUAUGACGAUCACCACAAGGAUCACAAACGCAGCUCGGAGUCGGAACAGACUGGCGGUGGCAGUGAUGUGGAUAAAACGAAACAAAAUCAGUUAGCGCUUAGCGCAGGGCUCUCCAAAGUGAAAGACCCCAAUGCAGCUACAGCAACGUCUGCUGACGACAAGACGCGUACACAAACCGUUAACAAGCAACAGACACCAGCGCAAGGUGCAGCAAAUGCACCGCCAACUAAGAAAGUCGGUGCUAUUGGCGAAUCGGAUAAAAAAGGUUCUACGCCAACGCCUAUACCCAAGCCAUUUAGUGGCAACAGUGCUGGUGGCAGCACACAAGCACGCAAGGAAAGUACAUCGAGUACUAAAACCGACGACGUCUCUGAACGUGAACGUAAGUCUGCUUCCAAGGAAAAGGACUUGCCCAGCGGUGUCGUGCAACAGCCACAGCAACAGCGCAGCACUAGCUCCGGCCAAUUGUCGGCAGCGCAACGCAGUAACUCCAGUGUCGGUGCUAAGAAACAAGAUUUGCCAAUGGCCUCACUGCCAACCUCGCAAUCGGCAACCGCCAUUGGCACCAACAAACCCAACCAACAACCACAGCAGCAAACAGUGACGAAACCACCACCCGGUCUGGGUGGCGUCAACACCAGCGGCAAUUUCAAACCUGUAAACAAUGCAUCGUUGCCUAAUCAGAGUGUUGCGCCACAACAACAGCAACAACAAAAGCAAAAUGUCGAGCUGCAGAAGAGUAAAUCGGACACAAACUCCGUUACAACGAAUCUAGGUCGCCAACAGCCAACCACACAGCACCGCGCCUCGAUCAGUGAGGUGGACAAGGUGAAGCUGAGCAUCGGCGCCAAUGAAAAGCCGAAUACAACGGUCGUUAGUGGCGCUAGUCAGUUACUACUAGAUGGCGCACCAGUCAAUACUAUCAUUUUCGAGAACACGAACUAUAAGCAGCAGGCACAGGCAGCACAGAUGAAGCGAUCCUCCGAAUCUCUGACGUCGGCCGUCAGUAGUGGAGUGAGUGUUUCCGCAGUUGAAACGCUGAGCACAGCGCUGUCACAGAUGUCAUUCACCAAGGGAGCGGAUGUUCCUGUGACCGUUGGCGGCGUGUUGCCAAACGCUGCAUCCGACUAUGAGAAGGAUAUGAAGUUGGGCUUCACAUUUGGCGAUGCCACUGAGUCGUACGCCACUUCGGUAAGCAAUAAACCGACGGGUGACAACGAGUCGAAAGUUGUGGCGGCACAACAGGCCGCUGUAGGGCAACAUCAGCAGCAGCAACAACAACAGGCGCAAAAUAUAAUUUCCACUGCAGAUUUGAAUAUGAAAAUCGCUAGCGUAAAGAAGGUCUGGGAGAGCGUAGCGCCAAUGACGACCGAGGCGAGUUCGUCGGCGUUGCAACACCAGCAGGUAGUACACCAACAGCAGCAGCAGGCACAACAGCAAGCCCAACAACAGUUGCAGCACCAACAACAACAGCAGCAGCAACAACAGCAACAGCAGCAGCAGCAGCAAGCCCAACAGCAAAUGGAGGUGGUGGAUCCCAGCGUACAUAUGUCGGCGGCCGCCUCCUUUGUAGCAGCAGUAGCCGCAUCUCAGCAACAACACCAACAACAGCAUAUGCCACACUAUGCAGUGACAGCUGUACCCUUGCAUCAGCAUCAACACCAACACCACUCGCUCUCCUCGCCCGGUCCGGUGCCCAGCGGUUAUGGCGGCCAUGGCUCACCCUUCGACGUCUCCACACCACUUGAGCAGUUCGCACAGAGCGGCAGCAUUGUGGUGGGCGGCGCCGAUGAUCCGGCAAGUGUGGUGGGCUAUCCCAGUCCACAACAGACACAACAGCAACAGCAGACGCAAUCUGCUGCCGCUGCCCAACAACAGCAGCAAGUGCUAAAGCAUCCAGAUGUUGUCAAGCAGCAGCAGCAGGCUUCGGCUGCAGCCAAACAAAUGCAGCAGCAUCAUGGCUCAUCGAUGGGCAUGUCGCCACCACCCAAUCUACAGCAGCAGCAACAACAGCAGCAACAGCAACAACAACAGCAGCAGCAACAAGCACAACAUCAACAAUCCGCGGCAGCACAACAACAACAAUUACACGCAGCACCGCCUUCCUUCUACCAAGCAUCACCACAAUUCACCGGCAUACCCAGCCCGCCAACGGUUGUGUUCAACUCGUCGCAAAUGGCACCGCCACCACCCUCACAGGCUGGCCUCUACGCACCAUUCCAUUCACUUGAUCAUUCGAGCCGUUCACAAUUCUCCACUGCGGCGCACAGUUUCCCCGGUCAUUAUAGCGCAGCAGCAGCAGCAGCAGCGGCGGGUGGACCCUUUAACGCGUACACCAUGCAAACGCCACCCAAUAUGGCUGCGGCACCCACACCCGAAAUGUAUUCCAGUUUAACGUCACAGUUUCGCUUGGGCGGUGGUCCAUCGCCUUUCGGCAAUCCCAAUUCACAACAACUAAGCAAUCCGAAUGCACAAGCCGUGGCGAUAAUUUCCUCUAAUUCCAAUUCGAUGAUGUCAUCGGUGGGUUCCGUAAAACCACCACCCUCAUCGCAACAACUCGGCACGAUCGGCUCGAAGGGUGCAGGCGGUGGCGGUCCAUAUGCAGCGCAACAAUACAUGAAUCUGUAUCCCGGUCCACCGCCACAACAUCCACAAGGCGGACCACCUGGACCGCCGGGCGCACAUCAAUUGCAAUCGAAUAGCUACUACUCGAAUUCGGCUAGUGGACCGAAUGGACCAGCAUUUUAUGGUGGUCCACCACCACAAGGCGCAGGCGCCGGAGCGCAAAACUUUGGCUUAGCAGCUGCAGCUGCAGCGGCGGCUGGUCUGUAUGGGGGACAUCAAGGUGGACCGCCGGGUUCGAAUGGGCCACAAGGCCCGCCCGGUCCACAAUCACAACACACAAUGGGCAAUUUUAAUACGCCAUUUAUGAAUUCGCCGCUCUUGACUGCAGCGAGCAUCAAUCAAUUUCGUGCUGGACCGACGCCACAGCAGCAGGUAGCUGCUGCAGCGGCUUAUAUGAAAUCCGGACAAGGACAAAGUCAUCUACAAGACUCGAUGGGUCGUCAGCUAAAAAGUCCACUGGGUGCUGAUGUCAGCUUAAGUCUGGCCAAGCAGGUGCAAUCACAACCCAGCCCACCGCACCAUAAAAACUAUGGCAGCUGGGACCUGCAGAAUCAAGUUAUGCAGCAACAAGCCCAACAGCAAUCCCAAUCACAGCAGCAGCAGCAGCAGCAAGGAGUGCAACAGCGUGGUGGCGGCGGUAUGGGUGCUGUUGGAGGGGGCGGAGGCAACGGUGGUAACAUGCAGAAUAUGCCGCCCGGCAGUCGUGGUGGCGGUGGUCCACCAGGCGUACAAGGCGGUCCCGCCGGUGGUGGUGGUGGUGUUAGUGGUCAGGGUGGCCAAGGACGUUAUCCAACACCCAUACAGCGACCUAAUAAUUAUCCCCAACAUCCGCAAGGUGGCGCACAGUCUCAACAGCAGCAACAACAACAGCAACAACAGCAGCAGCAACAACAGCAAGCGCAAGCCGGUCAACGACCAAAUAACAUGCGACAAGGGCCGCCCGGUGGUGGUGGCGGCGGCGGCGGCGGACCACCAGGCAGUGGUGGCAACGUGGUUGUUGUAGUGCCAGCCAACCAAGGCCCAGGCGGUCACAAUAAUGGCGGCCCCAACGGUGGCCCUGGUGGUCCAAAUAAUAGCGGAGCCGGUGGUGGUGGUGGCCCCAACGGUGGUGGUGGUGGUGGUGGACAAAUGAACAAACCCUACUAUGCGAACAAUGCCGGUGGCGGUGGAAGUCGAGCUAAUCAUGUUUAGAAACCGAAAAUAUAAUUGCGUGAACUUCAAGAAAAAAAGUUUGGAAGAACCAAUUAAACUACUGAAAUACAAAAAAAAAUUAUUUUUAUUCAUUAACGAUUUAAAAAACUUAUAUAUGUAUGUAUGUUCGCAGAGCAGCAAUACGGAAUAACAGCGGAAAAUGGUUGGAGAGCAGUAACAAUUUUUUCACCUUUUCAUAAUUAAGCUUUUACUAAAUAAUAAACAAUAAACACCAAAAUGGACUAACCAAAAUAGCAAUAUGUAGUAGUGGUAGUAACAAUAGAUGCUAACAUGACAACUUACAAAAAAUAAUUAAAUACACAAAACUUAAUGAAAACAAAAGCUCCGGUUAAUGAAAGGCAAGAACAAAGAACGACAGGACCAAAGUUGGCAGCGGCAAUAAGAUGAUUCCUUGCAGUCAAGUAAGCAAGAAAAGGAGGACGAGGAAGCAAGUAUUACAUAAAUUCAACAGCGCCUCGCACUCGUCAACAAAAUGAUAUUAUUUAAUAUUUUUUAAAAAACUAUUUUCUUUAUAAUGUAUACUUACACACACACAUAUAUAUUUUUAGUUAACCUACAUUGUAUGUAUUCGAAAUCUGUUUUUUUUUUAUAUUUACAUACAUAGAUAAAUAACUUCAAAUGAUGCGUGUAUAACUUUGUAAUUUAACAGCUGUUCCAAAAGGUAAAAGCGAGAAACAUAAAGAAAACCCGAGUUAAAUGUUUUAAUGUUUAACUAAUUAGUCGAAAGUAAAGAUUAUAUAAACAGAAAAUAAAGCACAUUGAUGCAUACA